AGCUCCUCUAGCCCCUAGUCGCCGGGGCACACCCGGACGAUGAAAGCUCGGUGAGGGAUGUGAGAGUGUGAGGGCGGACAGCGCAGCAGCAGCAGGUGCAAACGAGGCAGGCUUGAAUGUCAGAAGCUGCAGUCGACGACAAUUGAAGGGCAAGUUUAAUACUGUGUGGAAUGGAAGAGUGCAGGUCAGGCAUCAACAUCAGCGGACGGGGACUUGCAGAUGACCCCGCGACUCUUGACCCCACGGAGCGUCUCAUGGUGAGAUAAUCAACGUGUCUAUCAAGGUCACGGACAUGGCCACCACGAGUAUAGUCGUAGUCGGUGCAGGCGUGCUGGGUCUUUCCACCGCCCUGGUACUGUCCAAGCACAAGGGCUUGGACAUUACAGUAGUCGCCAAGCAUAUGCCUGGUGACUUUGAUAUUGAAUAUGCUAGUCCGUGGGCAGGAGCAAACUUCUUCCCAGUGGGCGCUCCAGGAUCAGACCUGCAAAAAUUUGAGAAGGCAACGUGGGGUGAGCUAGACAGAAUAUGUCGCGAGGUACCCGAAGCGGGCAUUCACUUUCAAGAAACAAAAACAUAUGGCAGGAAGAAAGACGCUGGUACGGCUGUUGGCCAGUGGUUUCAAGAGCUAGUAAAAGAAGAUGCGUGGUUUAAGGACGUUGUUCCAAACUUUCGCGUUCUUCCCAAAUCCGAACUUCCUCCAGAUGCCGAAACCGGAACAACAUUCACCUCAGUCUGCAUGAAUGUUUCUGUAUACCUCCCUUGGAUCCUGGGCCAGUGCGUUAAAAACGGCGUCACCAUCAGGAGAGGCAUCCUCUCCCACAUCUCUGAAGCUGGCAGCUACCAUUCGUCCGGCAAAGCAGACAUUACCCUUAACUGCACAGGGCUCCUCGCAUCAAAGCUAGGCGGUGUGAUGGAUGCCAGCGUCUACCCAGGGCGAGGUCAGAUCGUGGUAGUGAGGAAUGAGCCCGGCGUCAUGGUAACUGUCAGUGGCACCGACGAUGGCGAUGAAGAAGCAACAUACAUCAUGCAACGUGCAGUCGGGGGUGGUACCGUUCUGGGCGGCUGUCUCCAACACGGAUCUUGGGAGUCGCAGCCGGAUCCCAAUCUGGCGCAACGCAUCAUGCAACGCUCCAUCGACCUGUGCCCAUCACUCGUCCCCAAGACUGGCAAGGUCACUGAGUUGAGUAUUAUCAGACAUGGUGUGGGCUUGCGGCCGAUGAGGAAGGGUGGGCCGAGGGUGGAGAAAGAGAAGAUUGACGGGAAUUGGAUCGUGCAUAACUAUGGCCAUGCUGGGUAUGGGUACCAGAGCGGCUGGGGAAGUGCGUGGGAGGCCGAGAAGCUGGUCCUGGAGAUCUUGAAGCAGGAGUCGGUCGUUAAGGCGAAGUUGUAGUAACUAUGAUAAGCAUGGCACCUAUCAUUUAUCAUAGGACGAGCGUCGUAUGAACUUUCCAUUGUUCGAAAUACGGGAAACGAAGCUGAAUCCUAUUGGGCAAAUACCGCAAUCGAACGACC
Messenger RNA from Dothidotthia symphoricarpi CBS 119687, 1512 nucleotides. Its product is annotated as FAD dependent oxidoreductase. The record is from RefSeq and is a predicted model, not a curated record. The coding region runs from base 293 to 1390 and encodes 365 amino acids. NCBI's taxonomy places the organism in Eukaryota, Fungi, Ascomycota, Dothideomycetes, Pleosporales, Dothidotthiaceae. The transcript is spliced from 4 exons. Gene Ontology annotation, molecular function: D-amino-acid oxidase activity; FAD binding.